CCUCCUCCUGCACUCAGGGCUGGGAUUUGUGAGUGAAACAUGAUGAAACCGUCCUCUGGACAAAUGAAAUGAGCCUGUCAACUUCUCCAGGUGGGAUUACUUGGAGCUAAUAGACUUCGCUCCCACAGCACUCCCAGCACAAGAUCUGAAAGCCAGGAAACAGGCGACUGCCCAGCUUGGGGUGCAGUGGAGCCUCUGCACUAUGAUUCUGCACAGUGUCCUGCACUUAUAUCAGGUAACAUAUUGUAUCACCUUUCUAUUUGGAAUACAAGUUUGCUUUGGAUUUACGGCAAAUCGAUUGAAAAGGUCGGAAUCGGAAUGGGAUGAAGGGAUCGCAUCCAUUCUAGCAGAUUCCCCUUGGAUCAGCACUUCUGGGUCCUGUAAAGGCAGAUGUUUUGAACUACAAGAGGCCGAUGCCCCUGCAUGCCGCUGUGACAACCUGUGUAAGAGUUACAACAGCUGUUGCCAAGACUUUGAUCAGCAUUGCCUUAAGACAGUAUUGGAUUGGACAUGGCUCCUACCAGAUGAUUCUCUGGCCAACCCAGAUUCUAAGUCGGCCUCUGCACCAGGUCGAGGAUGGAGCUGCAAGGAGAGGUGUGUGGAGGCCCGAAAUGAGGACAGUUCAUGCCAGUGCUCUGAUGAUUGUCUGGCUAAAGGAGACUGCUGUACGGACUAUCAAAUAACAUGCAAAGCUGGAACUCGUUGGGUGGAUGAGGAAUGUGAAGAAAUGAAGCAACCAGAUUGUCCAGCAGGGUUUCUUCGCCCUCCGUUGAUAAUUUUCUCUGUUGAUGGUUUUCGUGCUUCAUAUAUGAAAGAAGGAGCGAAGGUUAUGCCCAAUAUCUACAAACUAAGGACCUGUGGAACACAUGCUCCUUAUAUGAGACCUGUUUAUCCAACAAAAACAUAUCCAAAUUUGUAUACGCUGGCAACGGGUCUUUAUCCAGAAUCCCAUGGGAUUGUUGGGAAUUCUAUGUAUGAUCCUGUUUUUGAUUCUAACUUCAGCCUUCGGUCGCGAGAGAAAUUUAAUCCCAGAUGGUGGGGUGGGCAACCGCUCUGGAUUACUGCUGAAAAACAGGGAUUGAAGGCAGCCACAUUCUUCUGGCCUGUGACUAUACCUUAUCAGCGGAGAGUAUUAACAGUUCUUCAGUGGCUGCAUUUGCCUGAAAAUGAAAGGCCUUAUGUCUAUGCACUUUAUUCCGAGCAGCCUGAUCAGACGGGACACAAAUAUGGACCAUUUAGCACUGAGUUGACUAAUCAACUCAAGGAAAUCGAUGUCAUUGUGGGCAUGUUAAUGGAUGGUCUAAAGCAAAUGAAACUACACCGAUGCGUCAAUAUUAUAUUUGUGGGAGAUCACGGCAUGGAAGAAGCAACAUGUGAGAGGACUGAAUUUUUGAACUCCUAUUUAAACAAUGUGGAUGAUUUUAUCUUCUUACCUGGUUCUCUAGGACGUUUACGUACUAAGAACAGUGUGGCUAAACAUGAUCCUAAAGUAGUUGUUGCAAAUCUUACGUGUAAAAAACCAGACCAGCACUUUAAGCCUUACCUGAAGCAAUACCUUCCAAAGAGACUGCACUAUGCCAAUAACAGAAGAAUAGAAGAUAUUCAUCUAUUGGUUGACAGGAAAUGGCAUGUAGCAAGAAAACCUGUAGAUGUCUAUAAGAAGCCAACCAAAGGAUGUGUUUUCCAAGGAGAUCAUGGCUAUGACAACAAGUUCAGCAGCAUGCAGACUGUAUUUGUUGCAUAUGGACCUACAUUCAAAUACAAGUCAAAAGUACCUCCGUUUGAAAAUAUAGAGUUAUACAAUGUUAUGUGUGACCUUCUUGGAUUGAAACCUGCCCCCAACAAUGGAACCCAUGGAAGCUUAAAUCACCUCCUAAGAUUGCCAACCCACAAGCCAGCCUUGCCAGAUGACGUCUCCAAACCAGUGCCAGUUGUUGUCUCUCCAUCCACUGUGAAUGAAGAGCUAGGAUGUUCAUGUGACGUUCAGAAUAAAGCUGAAGAACUUAAUAAGAGACUUUAUGUCAAAGCAACCGAUGAUGUGGCAGUAGACGAGCUUAGCAAUGAAAUUAAGGAGGUGCUACCAAGGAACUCAGGCUUGCAGACUGAGGAUGGCAUUGCAGGGUCUGCGCUCUUAGAAAGGUUAAGUGGCAGCUCAGAAGACGCAACUUUAAGUACUUCUUCGUGGGAACACCAGCAGGAGUCCUCGGGAAUGGCAAUGACGAGUGGAGCUGAUAAAACCCCCCUCUAUGGGAGACCAGCUGUGUUAUUUAAGACCAAGUACAGCAUAUUGCAUCACAGUGAUUUCGUAAGUGGUUACAGUGAGAGCUUGAUGAUGCCACUUUGGACGUCGUACACCCUCUCAAAACAGGCAGAAGUAAAUGGCAUCCCUGACUAUCUCUCGAAUUGUGUAAGACUCGACCCACGCAUUUCUCCUGGCAACAGUCAAAGCUGUUCUGCUUACAAAGCUGACAAGCAGAUGUCUUAUGGAUUCCUCUUCCCACCCCAAUUUAGUUCCUCUGCUGAUGCCAGAUAUGAUGCAUUCCUCAUUACAAAUGUUGUUCCUAUAUAUCCAGCAUUUAAAAAGAUCUGGAACCAUUUUCAGAGGGUCCUGGUAAAGCGAUACGCAUCAGAAAGAAAUGGCAUCAACGUCAUUACUGGCCCAAUAUUCGACUAUGACUAUGAUGGCUUAUAUGACACCUCCGACAAAAUCAAAACUUUUGUAGAUGGAUCUAUACCAGUCCCAACACACUACUUCUGUAUAGUUACCAGCUGCUUAGAUUAUAACCAGCCAGCCGACAACUGCGAUGGCAGAUUAUCCGUUAUGUCUUUUAUAAUUCCCCACCGGCCAGACAACGACGAAAGCUGCACUUAUGCCAGGUCCGGUCCCCAGGGUUCCUCUAAAGUCAGGUCAAAGGGGAUGAACUCGGAAGAUGAAUCGAAGUGGGUGGAGGAACUUUUAAAAAUGCACACCGCUCGGGUUAAAGACAUUGAACAGCUGACCGGACUGGACUUUUAUCGAAAGACAAAUCGCAGCUACACAGAGAUCCUUUCCCUGAAGACGUACCUGCAUACGUUUGAGAGCGAGAUUUAAAUCCAAAGAUGCAACUCUCAAGUGGUGUACAUUUUUUAUAUUUUUUUUGUAUUUAUUAAUUUUUAAACCAGGACACUUAAAUAUAUUUAGUAUUUUAAUCCUAAAUGUCACGCACAUGUCAGAUGUCCAGUAACGUUUUUAGAUGUCUGUUAGGAAAUCUCGUUCUUGCUGCAGCUAGGCUGGUAGACUAAGCUUGUUUAAUAGUGCUGCAGAAUUACUUCUUGCACCGGGAACUUUAUUUUUCUGGUGCAACACUGAUGUCUUUGUAGACUUUUUACUAUGUAAUGCAAUAUGUAAAAUGACUUAUAUUAACUGGAAAUUGUGACCAAACAUAUUUAUGUUGUAUGGAUUAAUGGAACCUCAUAAUAAACCACACAUGUUUCAUUUUUAA
Rana temporaria (common frog) is the source of this 3482-nucleotide messenger RNA. RefSeq names its product ectonucleotide pyrophosphatase/phosphodiesterase 2 (gene ENPP2). Gene Ontology annotation, molecular function: scavenger receptor activity; zinc ion binding; nucleic acid binding. The transcript has 29 exons. The coding region runs from base 203 to 3091 and encodes 962 amino acids. The record is from RefSeq and is a predicted model, not a curated record. NCBI's taxonomy places the organism in Eukaryota, Metazoa, Chordata, Amphibia, Anura, Ranidae. Gene Ontology annotation, biological process: immune response; phosphatidylcholine catabolic process.